AUGAAUUACUCUACAAUGAACUUCACGCCUGAAGCUUACCCAAACUCCACAAGUCAUUCCUUUGGGGUUGUGGACACACUGAAUUUUUGUAUGUUCAUCUUUAGUUUCUUGGUUGGUCUUCCAACACACUGCUAUGUUAUAUGGCUCAUCGUCACAGGAGCUGGAAGUGGAGUCGCUUCAGAGUUCUUCAACCUCAAUCUCUCCAUUUCUGAGGCUGGUUUCUCGUUGGAUUGUUUGAUGUUUUUUCUGUCAGAGUGGUUUUCAUUUUUAUUGGAGUUUAAGAUGUUUUUAGCAGGACUAGUCACCACUGGCCGUCCUCUGUUUCAGUGUCUGAUGUGUGUUGAGCGUUACCUGGCAGUGGUUCAUCCUGUAACCUUUCUAAAGUACAAACCUCUCAGAUAUAGACUGAUCUGCUGUGCUGUGGGCUGGAUACUCACUCUUGGUGCUUGUUUGUGCUGCAUGUAUACCAUGGUCAAACACAAAUUUGUACAUGUAUGGUUUAUGUCAGUGCAGUUUGUCCUCUUUGUCUCCAUCCAGUUGUUUUGUCUUGUGGCUGUUCUCAGAGCGCUGAAGCAGUCAGGACCAGGAGAGAGAGUGAGAGAGAAUGAGGAAAACCACAGAAAAAGAAGAGCGUUUUACCUGAUUUUAAUAACUACUAUAAGUAUGGUUAUCACAUAUGUCCCAUUUAACACUGUAGGGUUUUUUUCCAUUGUGACAGGAAUUUUCAAUUCUGCACACUAUGUCCCUGGUUUGACUUGUUUUGUACUGUGUGGUUUUGUUCAGCCUAUUCUUUAUCUGCACCGCACUGGAAAACUCUCCUGCCUUUGUCUUUUCUCCUCUCCAUUACCUCAGAAUAAAUGA
Messenger RNA from Danio aesculapii, 861 nucleotides. RefSeq names its product C-C chemokine receptor type 8-like. Bases 1 to 861 code for a protein of 286 amino acids. Gene Ontology annotation, biological process: positive regulation of Rho protein signal transduction; phospholipase C-activating G protein-coupled receptor signaling pathway. The transcript has a single exon. The record is from RefSeq and is a predicted model, not a curated record. Gene Ontology annotation, cellular component: membrane. NCBI's taxonomy places the organism in Eukaryota, Metazoa, Chordata, Actinopteri, Cypriniformes, Danionidae. Gene Ontology annotation, molecular function: G protein-coupled receptor activity.